UGUGUGUGUGUGUGUGUGUGUGUGUGUGUGUGUGUGUAUACGGAAGGACGUCGUCGCUGUGACCGGGCGUGGAGCAGCAGACCGGAUCCCCUCUGAUCAGAGCUAGGAUAGCCUCAGUCCAAGGCACUGCAACCAAACCGAAAAGGCCAUGCAGCUGAAGGGGCUGUCCCACUGUAAGGGGGCGCUGGCCUUCGCCCUCCUCAUGGACCUCCUGGGGGGGGCGUCCCUGCUGCUCGGGGUCUUCGCCCCGCUGGAGCUCAACGGACAGGACUUCGGAGACCUGCUGGUGUACACAGGGGCCCUCCUGGUGGUGCUCUCCCUGGGGGGCUGGGUCCUCUGGUACUCUGGGAACAUCGAGGGCCUUCCCUCCAGGAAGGAGCUGGGCCACAUCGGCUCGGCCGUGGACCGCCUGGCCCGCAACCUCAGCCGGAGGAUCCACACCUUCAGGAGCCGCCACCCCUGACCCCUGACCCCUGACCCACCGGGACCUGGGCCGUCAGAUCCAGAGACCAGCUGAGCGAUCUCCGACCCAGCGGUUCAGCGUCGAUACGAUGUGUUGAUACAUGUCCUCUCCUCUGCUCCUGUUACUGUGACACACAGACGACUGAAGCCCAUGUCCUGUGCAUUUCUGACCCGUUUUAAAGCAGGGUUUGUUCAUUGUAGACUUAAUAUUGUGUUGUGUUUGGCCCCAUGCAUCUUUAAUAAAUGUUGAAAUCUGA
Messenger RNA from Gadus morhua (Atlantic cod), 719 nucleotides. RefSeq names its product transmembrane protein 238a (gene tmem238a). The transcript has 4 exons. The record is from RefSeq and is a predicted model, not a curated record. Bases 149 to 463 code for a protein of 104 amino acids. NCBI's taxonomy places the organism in Eukaryota, Metazoa, Chordata, Actinopteri, Gadiformes, Gadidae.